AUUGUCAACAUGAAUUGGGGGAAACUAGUAUAAAGGUUGGUGCAUAUUUCAUCGGAACUCAUAAUCAAGUCAACACUUCAUCAAUUCGGAUUAAUCUGCUAAACACACGUGAAAAUGCGUACUUUUGUGGUUUUAUGUUUGUUGGGAGUGGCUGCUGCUCAAUAUGACUACUCUCCACAGACUGUGGAUGACUAUUCGACCUCCUCGAAUCAAAACGAUUUGUCGGGUGUCGCUCCCGCCAACAACGCUUACGACAAGGAAUUCUUUAGUUUCACAGCUCCCGAAAGUGAGUUUGCUGACAACACUGCUGCUGAGAAGGUCGCCGGUGCUUUGAAGAAGAACCUACGUGUUGUUUUUAUCAAGGGACCUGAAAACACUGCUCUCGAAAAUGCUGCCCUCCAAUUGGCUAAAUCUGCCGCCCAGGACCAAACCGCCAUCUAUGUGCUCAACAAACAAGCCGAUAUCGGAGAUUUGGCCAAUAAGUUGAACAACUUGAACACCAAUGCCAACAGCAAACCCGAAGUUCAUUUUGUCAAAUACCGCACACAAGCUGAUGCCGAUAACGCUCAACGUACAAUUCAAGCUCAGUAUGAAGCUUUACCUGGUGCCAGCAAGAGCUCUAACGGAGGCACUGCACCUGUUUUGGACUUUACCUCCAAGGUUCAUUCGAACUCCGGCUCUACCGGUGAAUCUGCCGGUCUCUCCAACUCUUACAUACCACCACAAUCGUCGUAUUUGCCACCUGGCAGACGUUUCUAAAUUGAAUUCUGACCAAAAGUUUUGAUUUGUUAUCUAGUUUUUAGGAUAAGACUGUUAUUUUUCGUGUUUACAUGAAAAAGUUUUAUUUUUUAUAGUACAAAAAUACACUACCUUAUGAAAUAUUAUACAA
Musca domestica (house fly) is the source of this 889-nucleotide messenger RNA. RefSeq lists its product as uncharacterized. Lineage: Eukaryota; Metazoa; Arthropoda; Insecta; Diptera; Muscidae. The record is from RefSeq and is a predicted model, not a curated record. The transcript has 2 exons. The coding region runs from base 115 to 759 and encodes 214 amino acids.